AUGGCUUCCUCUUCCAUCACCAAAUUGAGCCUGAAACUUCUCAUUGACACGAAGCGUGAGAAAGUUCUGUUCGCUGAAGCAUCGAAAGCGGUCAUAGAUUUUCUCUUUAACUUGCUGUGCUUGCCUGUUGGAGCUGUAGUAAGGCUCCUAAACAAGAAUGGCAUGGUUGGUAGCAUAGGCAAUCUCUACGAGAGUGUUAAGAAUCUCGACGAGACAUACAUGCAACCGAACCAAGAUAAGGAUGUUCUCUUGAAACCAAGAGCUCCUAUCUCUUCAACUGAAAUUUCUGGCCUUCUUUCCUCAAAUGAGGACAAUGCUGAUGGCAAUUUAGAAACUUCAUUCUACAUGUGCCCUUGUCGCUGUAACUACAACGUGACAUGUGUUAAUAACACUCCUUGUCCUCAGUGCAGGAGGGCUAUGAAUGCUGAAGUAAGUUAUGUUGGUAGGAAGGUUGCGGAGGAGAGAUUUUCCGAGAAUGGGUUUGUUAAAGAGGUGGUAACUUACAUGGUGAUGGAUGAUUUGGUUGUUCAGCCCAUGUCAACCAUAUCAAGUAUUACAUUGCUCAACAAGUUCAAUAUCAAAGAGGUUGGUAUUUUGAAGGAAAGGGUGGUUGAGAUGGGGAUGACUGAGGGAAUCAAUCUGCUGAAGGCUUCUCUUCAAUCCGAGUCUGUUUUGACAAGUGUUUUUCUCAAGAAGAAUAAGGGAGCACAAGGAUUCAAAUGA
Messenger RNA from Gastrolobium bilobum, 723 nucleotides. RefSeq lists its product as uncharacterized. The record is from RefSeq and is a predicted model, not a curated record. NCBI's taxonomy places the organism in Eukaryota, Viridiplantae, Streptophyta, Magnoliopsida, Fabales, Fabaceae. The transcript is spliced from 2 exons. Bases 1 to 723 code for a protein of 240 amino acids.